AUGCUCACUCCGUUCACAACCAGCAACGGCGGCACAUGGGUUGUGCCCGGUACGCAUGCCAGUCUCAAAAAUCCGAGGGGUGAAAAUGACGGGAUCGAUGAGUUCGCACCAAUUCCGGGCGAAUUGCAAGCGACCGGCGAUGCCGGCAGCGUACUGAUAAUGGAUAGCCGUAUCUGGCACUCAAACGCAGCUAGUCCCAGUGAAAAGCCACGAGCCGCAGUGGUGGUGCGCUAUGCACCGUGGUGGCUAAAUCUGGAAUUCUUCGGCGUCAAUACAGCACCUAUCCCGGCGGACGUUUUCGAUACGUUCCCGGAGGAGACAAAAUUACUGUACGAUCAUCGAGUAGAAGAGCGUGAAAGCAAGAUCUGGGCGUAG
Molecule: messenger RNA, 375 nt
Organism: Geodia barretti
Lineage: Eukaryota; Metazoa; Porifera; Demospongiae; Tetractinellida; Geodiidae
Source: the annotation of a GenBank genome assembly